Molecule: messenger RNA, 942 nt
Organism: Angiostrongylus costaricensis
Lineage: Eukaryota; Metazoa; Nematoda; Chromadorea; Rhabditida; Metastrongylidae
Source: the annotation of a GenBank genome assembly
AUGCUUGAACAGGAUCUGACUCAUUUACCUGAAGAUGUUCGCGAGCAGUUGGCGAUUUUGGAGUUAGAAUUAAGCGAAGGUGAUAUUACACAAAAAGGCUACGAAAAGAAACGGAGCUUGAUCUUUGCGAAAUAUUGUAAAGGCUACAGUGCAGGUCCUGGCCAGUCCAAAUGCAGUCCCGGUACUCGUGCUCGUCGUCAACAUCAACGACGCCUCACCCGAGAUGAGUCAAGAUUCCAUUCAGAGAUUCGAGCAGAAGCAGUACAACAAGCGCUGGCGGAAUAUUCGCACGGCAACAAAGUUCUUCCUGGUGUUGUCCAACCUGUCAAGCGCGCUUCUGAAGCUCGUUGUCACCUCAGCCGUGCGUCAGGUCCUUCAAGCAACGGAGCUGUAAGUUUUUCGACUCCUCCCGAUGUUACAGGAGGUGCAGCUGUUGAAGCUAUGCUACGGAGAGUUCAAGAACAGCAUGAAUCUAAGCCUCAAAUUCAUCGUGAAACCGAAGCUAGUCCAAAAAUGACGUCAUCCUCUCCGGAUGUUGAUGCGGGCAGAGUUCCGGUGAAGUCAGGUGGAGGUGUUGACCAAUCAAGCAUUGGUGGCGAUGUUGAACAGGUAACAUGUCUGAAAGAUGAAGCCGUUUACGUUAACCGAGAUAGAUUAAGAUCUCCGAACGGCCGUACAACACCACCGAAUUUGAAUUACCAGAAUGCCGUUUUUCGAAAGUUUGCGGAAAUAAUGUACAUGUUUCUAGUGCAAAAAAAGUUGCCAAAACUAUCACACAAGCUGCAACAAGUGGUGAACUGCUUACAGACAGCGAUCGUAUCACAUUUCGCGCAUAUCAAUGAUCACGCUCCUGUGGUGCUCAAUCAUAGUGUGUUGCUGAGUCAGACUGAAAAAAAUAUGAUGGAUGGAGAGAACGAGAUUGAAUACUAUCGUCUUGUUUGA